AUGAAGAGUCAGACAGCUUAUUUAGAUGUCGUUGUUCCUCCUGAUAUUCUGGACUACCCAACGAGUAGUGAUCAGGUGGCAAGAGAAGGAGCAAACAUAACCUUGCGAUGUGCUGCUCAUGGUGUACCCACACCGAACGUAGUUUGGAGAAGAGAAUCCGGUGAUUUACUACCUACAACCAAGUUUAGUGACUUGCAAAUUCCGCCUAUAAUGACAAUACAAAAUCAGCUGAUAGGAGCACUGCAUGGUGAUUCGGUAACAUUAGAAUGCCAUUCAGAAGCAUUUCCUAAAUCUAUUAAUUAUUGGACUAUUAAUGGCCAUAUCAUAUCCCAAUCGGAUACUAGAUUCGAUAUUAUUGCUAUUGAAAAAGGUUAUGAAGUAAUUAUGAAAUUGAAAAUCAAGAAAGUGAGUAGAGGAAACUUUGGUACAUAUACUUGCAUUUCGAAAAAUUCUCUUGGAGACACCGAUGGUACUAUAAAGUUAUAUUCUAUUUCUGGUCAGUUUGAAGAUAAACAGUACAGUGAUCUAAAUGUUCUCGAGGAGAACCCAGACGUGAGUGAACUUGAAGCCCUCAAACGAAGCCUUGCGCCUGAAUCUGUGCUAAUAAAUUUUGUCUUAUUAUUACCGGCACUUGUGAUACUAGCCGAAAUUUAUAUGUAA
Messenger RNA from Parnassius mnemosyne (clouded apollo), 660 nucleotides. NCBI's taxonomy places the organism in Eukaryota, Metazoa, Arthropoda, Insecta, Lepidoptera, Papilionidae. The record is from the annotation of a GenBank genome assembly.